Molecule: messenger RNA, 1333 nt
Organism: Misgurnus anguillicaudatus (oriental weatherfish)
Lineage: Eukaryota; Metazoa; Chordata; Actinopteri; Cypriniformes; Cobitidae
Source: RefSeq, a predicted model, not a curated record
CAGAGGCAUUGUCCUCUACUAAACUGAGAAAGCACAUGGCCACGAUGUCCAAGGUCCUCAACUUGAAGGAUAAUGAAAUGGAUGACCUUGCUGACUUUUUAGGACAUGACAUCAGGGUGCAUCGGCAGUUCUACAGGCUACCUGAAGGUACCUUACAGCUGGCAAAAAUCAGCAAAGUUCUAAUGGCCAUGGAACGAGGUCAGAUAGUAGACUUCAAAGGAAAAAAUCUCGAUGAGAUCCAGAUUGAUCCAAAAGAGCGGGUACUGAUGGACAGUGAUGUAUCAGACUCUGAAAAUGAGAAAGAGAUGACUGGAAAUUAUCCUUCAAGUUCAGCAGGCAAAAACGAUAAACAACUGCAUCAGAUUGGCGAGGACUUAGAGGAACCACAUGCAACAAGCAAGAGCGAUAAAAAACUGCAUCCGAUUGGCAAGGACUUGGAGAAACCACACGCAGCAAAGAAAUCUUCAAAAAACGCACGGAGAAAGUGGUCCACAGAAGAGAUCCAGGCUGUGGAAGAAACACUGAUGGACUACAUCAGGUCUGGAAAAGUUCCUGGAAAAGCCCAGUGCAUGGAGUGCAUUGAAAGGUCCCCAGCAGCACUUCAAGGGAGAAGUUGGGAAGGGGUGAAAUGUUAUGUUAAAAAUCGCAUUGAUUCCAUGAAGCGUAAAAUGUAAAACGAUAGAGCCUUUAUCAAGAUGUUUUUCCCAUGUUUGUGGAUAGGAUCGCAUUGGUUUGUUGAAAACUUAAACUAAAAGUUAAAGGGCCUUUAUAGGGCUGGGUGAUAAUUUUAUGUUAAAAAUCACAUUUAUUCCAUGAAGCGUAAAAUGUAAAACGCUAGAGUCUUUAUCAAGAUGUUUUUCCCAUGUUUGUGGAUAGGAUCGCAUUAGUUUGUUGAAAACUUAAAAUAAAAGGUAAAGGGCCUUUAUAGGGCUGGGUGAUAUAUCACAUAUGAUUAUUUAUGCACAUCUCAUCAGUAAAGCAGUUUCCAUUAUUAGUAGUAAAUCGCUAUCACCUGCUUUCCAAAGAUCUUCUUUCAGAUGAAGCAGCAUUUACUACACAGAGACGUAGUUUCCUGACAAGCUAUGCAAUAUCACAUUAAUUAUUGUAGGUGAUACGUCCGUGAUAAUGAAUGUGAUAUUGCAUAGCUUGUUAGUAAACUACGUCUCUGUGUAGUAAAUGCUGCUUCAUCUGAAAGCUUUACUGAUGAGAUAUGCAUGAUAAUCACAUGUGAUAUGUCACCAAGCCCUAGGCCUUUAUCAAGAUGUAUUUUUCCCAUGUUUGUUGUUGGGAUGUUAAAUCAGUUAAAUAAAGAAUACUGACUAAUCAAGAGAUC